AUGCUGCCCCAGGACUGGGGAGGCGUUGAGCAGGAGUCUGUAAUCGGACGUCAGCCAACAGGAAGCGGUCGAGAUGGAGUGGUUCAGAGUGUGGCCAUGUUGUCCACUGAGGAGUCCCCCCGCACCGCUGACCACGUCACAGUGAAAAUGGACGCGCGAGAUGAAGACCUGUCGAACUGGACAGAGGCAGAGUUUGAGGAGAAGUGCACCUACAUCGUGAAGGACCAUCCAUGGGAGGGGGGCAAUCUGACACAGGCGAAGGCGUCUCUGCCCCGGAACCUUCUCUUCAUAUAUGCUCCCAGUUCAACAGAGGUGAUUGGAGUUGCCAGCAGAGACUACAUUCCAAAGGGGACCCGGUUCGGCCCUCUGGUGGGCGAGAGGUACACUGCAGAGACUGUGCCCAAGGAUGCCAGCAGGAAGUAUUUCUGGAGGAUCUACUCGGAGGGUGAGUUCCACCACUUCUUGGACGGGCUCAACGAGGAUAAGAGCAACUGGAUGCGCUACGUGAACCCGGCCCGCUCCAAACGAGAUCAGAACCUGGCAGCCUGCCAGAACGGCAUGAGCAUAUUCUUCUACACUGUGAGGCCCGUUCCCCCGGAGCAGGAGCUGCUCGUGUGGUACUGCUCUGAGUUCACCCAGCGUCUGCACUGCUCUUCCUGUGACGGAGUCACCAUGGACAGACUCGAGCAAAGUCAGAUGGAUGUGAAGCAGCAGACUACUGAAACCAUCUACACCCAGGAAAAGAGUCUAGGAAAGAGAGAGUUCAGAGAGCACAGCAUCUCUGAGAUCCUCAAGGGAACCUGCAAAGAGCCCAGCAGGUCCCAGACCAUAUGUCCGCAAAGUCUGGACAGCCCCUUGUCUGUUAAGCGCAGCCAAGAGCCCAACUUCUUCCCACGUGUGGUCUACCCACUGCACCCCCUUGCUAACCACAGCUACUGGAGGGCUAGCUCCAACUCCUCCACCCUUUCACUCAGCUCACCCAUUUCUGGCAGCAGUCCAGGCUGCAGCCCCAGCCUCCCCUCCUCUCCAACGCCUGCCCUCCAGGAACACAAGCACAGCAUACCGGACUCCUCUGAUUUAUACAAGCAGGGUUUGGGACACUACCUCUGUCGCACGCCUACUAAUCGUCUAUAUCCCAGCCCAGUUUACCCAGGUUAUGUUUUACCUCACUACCCAAAGGGCUUCAAGAAUGUCUUCCCCCACAUGUACACCCUCUACAACAACAUGCAGCCCCCCCACCUGUCAUGCACACCAGACAUGCUGCCAUCUGAGGGAGGUCAGGGUUUCCUGUUCCCCCCCACAAGCCUGUACAAAGACUUCCUGCUCCCGCCCACUAAUACCUGCAAGGACUUCCGGCUCUCAGGACCCACCAGUGCUUUCUCUUCCGCCACCACCCCAGAUGAUAAGCCUCCCCACAACCCCGACAGCAGGUCUCCCACUGCCAGCUCUGCUGUUUCUGCCAACCCCGUGCCCACCAAACGCACCUCCGCCCUGCCAACUGCCAGCAGCAGAAGCGAUGCCCUCACCAUCAGCAAAAUGAAGCGCGGCUACAAGACGCUGCCCUACCCACUCAAGAAGCAGAACGGCAAGAUCAAGUAUGAGUGCAACAACUGCGGCAAGACCUUUAGCCAGCUCUCCAACUUAAAGGUACACCUUCGUGUCCACAGCGGGGAAAGACCCUUCAAGUGUCAGACCUGUAGCAAGGGCUUCACUCAGCUGGCUCACCUGCAGAAACACUUCCUGGUCCACACUGGAGAGAAACCACACGAAUGCCAGGUAUGUCACAAGCGCUUCAGUAGCACAAGUAACCUGAAGACUCACCUGCGUCUGCACUCGGGCGAGAAGCCCUACCGGUGCAAGCUGUGCCCGGCCAAGUUCACUCAGUUCAUCCACCUAAAGCUGCACAAGCGUCAACACGCGCGCGUCCACCCACACGAGUGCCCGCACUGCCGCCGGAGCUACAUCCACCUGUGCAGCCUCAGGUUCCACAUGAAGGGCUACUGCCCGGCCGCUCCCCCUUCCUCUCCUGCCAGACUCUCCCUGGACGAGAUGAGCCGCAUCAACGAGAAGAUUGAGCAGUUAGACCUCAGCGACAGCACCGAUUGGCUGGAGGAGGCGAACCACGCCAACGUGAGCUCUUUGGUAGAGAUGCAGAUCCACAGCAUGAUGUGGAAAGAAAAGGACCUCAGAGCCUGCUCCAGCGAAAAUGGCAGUAAAAGGUUGCACUCCUCUGGCCAUGAAGCCUCGGUCAUCAAGCUAUGCCACAGGAGCCCUCUACCUCUUCUCCCCAUUGAGUUCAAGCAGCAACCCCUCAAACUCAUGGACCAUUAAUCACCACCUCCUCCACACUCCUGU
This is a messenger RNA of Megalops cyprinoides (Indo-Pacific tarpon), 2355 nucleotides long. RefSeq names its product PR domain zinc finger protein 1-like. Gene Ontology annotation, biological process: regulation of transcription by RNA polymerase II; cell fate commitment. NCBI's taxonomy places the organism in Eukaryota, Metazoa, Chordata, Actinopteri, Elopiformes, Megalopidae. Gene Ontology annotation, cellular component: cytoplasm; nucleus. Bases 1 to 2331 code for a protein of 776 amino acids. Gene Ontology annotation, molecular function: RNA polymerase II cis-regulatory region sequence-specific DNA binding; DNA-binding transcription repressor activity, RNA polymerase II-specific; histone deacetylase binding. The transcript has 7 exons. The record is from RefSeq and is a predicted model, not a curated record.